CAAUGUCUAAUGACUUAGGAAUAUAGAAAAAAAAACAUAAAUAUAUUGAUUCUGAAGAGGAAGAGCAAUAGCAAUAAUAACCUGUAUAAUAACUAUAAGAAUAAUCUCCGAUUGCAUAAACAAUUACAGUUGAUCAUAAAAAAUGGAAAUUCUUAUUUGAACCUGAUUCAUCUGAAUAAUAAGAAGGUAUUAAUUUGAAAUGUAUAAUUCAAUGAAGAAAAGAAAGUUAAGAAAAUUUCCAAUCCAUAAAUCACAAAAUAAAAAUAGCCUGAACAAAGAAUUAAGUAAAUUAAAUCAAAUCCUGACACAGAUGAUUUGAGAUAUGAAAUUUUAUGUAGAUGGUGGUAUUGUUUUGAUUAAUGGCCACCUUCUGAUUUUGAUUAUGAAGAAGCCUUGAAUAAAUAUAAAUUAAGGAAAGUUGAUUUGGCUGUUUUUAAAAGGGAAUCCGAAAUCAAUAAUCAAGGUUUCAGAAAAGUUUAUGAAGUUAAUGGAUAUAAAGGUGUAUUUAGAACUUCUGCUGUACAUAUAAAAAUAUAUUUAUAGGGUGAUACUCUGGAUAUAAGACCAAAAGAAGGUUGUCCAUCUUAUGAAUAAAUUACAAAGAUUAGUUCAAAAAACUUGCCUAAAAUAUUAAUAAAAGGUUUGAAAGCUUAAUUAGAAGAUUUAAUUAAGCAUGAGCCUAACAAUAAAUAAUUAAUUAAUAAUUUAGAACACUAAUUAGAACAAAUUUAAAAUUAAUAUCGAAAAUACAUGGAUUGA
Molecule: messenger RNA, 759 nt
Organism: Paramecium pentaurelia
Lineage: Eukaryota; Ciliophora; Oligohymenophorea; Peniculida; Parameciidae
Source: the annotation of a GenBank genome assembly